UAAUGUUAAUGUUAAAUUCGCUUGUUUUUCUUCAAGCGUAAUAUUGUGUUAUUGCUUUCUCAUACAAACCAGAGUUUUUAUAAUUACUAGCUGGUAUUGAAAAUGGCAUUAGUUUGUGAAAUUUGCUGCAAACAUUUUUCUACGCAGAGUUCCCUUAAUAGGCACUUGAAAAAUGUACACAAAAAGACACAAAAAGAAAAAAUUAUUGUUGCUUAUAAUUUUGAGCAAUUUGAUAGUAAGUGCUUGGAGGAAAAUUGCAAUACUUCUUACAGGUUCACCGCAGAGUUGAGACAUCAUCUACAAACUAUUCAUAAUAAGGAUAUGGAAACUGAAGUGCUGAAUUUUUCAGAUAUUACAGAAUUCGAUUCCUGGUUGAAUGAUAUUUGUAAAAAUGAUACGUUGGGAUUUUUUCGUCAUAAACGACUAGAUGAAAAAACAGUCUACUUCAGCUGUAACCGAUCAGGAUCCUACAAACCAAAGUAUCAGGAGAGGGCUGCAAAAAGUCAAGGUUCAUGUAAAAUUGGUAGUAAAUGUACAAGUCAGAUUAUUUUAACACAUUCCACUGAUGGUAGAUAUUGUGUUAUUUACCAUAAAACUCAUUACGGGCAUGCUUUUGAAGUUCAGCAUAUUCGUAUUCCUAAACAAACUCGUAUAGACAUUGCAACAAAAUUAACACAUGGAAUUGCAGUAACAAGAGUUUUGGAUACCGUUAGAAAUAACUUUGUAGAAGAUAAACUAUCACGAACUGACUUAAUUACAAGAAAAGAUAUUAAUAAUAUUAAGACGGCAUACCAUAUUAAUAUACAGGAUGGUGUGCGCCAUGAAAAUGAUAGUGUUAGUGUUGAUUUGUUAGUACAAGAAUGUAAAGAAGUUGGCAAUGAGAUUUUGUUGUAUAAGAAACAAGGAGAAACAUUUUCGAGAUUACAGGAUAUGGACUUUUGUAUUGUUAUAAUGAACAAAGUACAGGAGAAUAUUGUACAAAAAUUUGGUAAUUCUGUUAUUGCUAUUGAUAGUACACAUGGAUUAAACAUGUACGAUUUUGAAUUAACUACACUGAUGGUUAUGGAUGAAUUUGGUGAAGGUUUUCCAGCUGCAUGUAUGUUUUCAAACAGAAUAGAUACAGUUGUACAUGAAAUAUUUUUUGAACACAUUAGAGAGAGGUGUGGAGUUUUAAACCCUAAAGUAUUUAUGUCAGACAUUACAAAUGUAUAUUAUAAUGCUUGGUAUAAUGUCAUGGGUGGUGAAGUUCCAAAUCGCUUAUUUUGUUCCUGGCAUAUAGACAGAGCUUGGAGAACUAAUUUGAAUAAAAUAACAGUUGCUGAAAAAAGGAAACAAGUUUACCAAACACUCAAGGUAUUGCAAAAUACUUUGAACAUACCAGAGUUUGAAAGAAGAUUUUCUGCUGCAGUUAAAGUGUUAUUGGAUGAUCCUGUAACACAAAAUUUUGCCACUUAUUUUAAUGAUAAUUAUACAAGAAAUCGUCAGAUGUGGGCUUACUGUUACAGGAAAGGCUGUGGUAUCAAUACAAAUAUGAUUCUUGAAAGCAUGCAUAAAACUCUUAAGUACCACUAUUUGGAUGGAAAAGUUGUAAAACGAUUAGACAAAGGUAUAACAGCUGUAUUGAAGUAUGUAAGAGAUAAAAUAGUUUCAAGAAUUAUUAAAAUCAGCAAAGGCAUUAACAACUGUCAUAUACAAGAUAUUCAUAAACGUCAUCGGGCUGCUUUAACUAGUACAUAUGAAAUAAUUUUUAAUGAAGCAAAUGUUUGGACCAUACAGUUAAAUAAUACCACAUAUGUAGUGUCAAAAAAAGAUACUGCAUGUGAAGUACCAAAUUGUCAAUUAAGAUGUUCGUUUUGUAAUGCAUGUGUUCAUGAAUAUGAAUGUACAUGUACCGAUUUUUAUAUUAGAGCCACAAUAUGUAAGCACAUACAUUACAUAAUUCUAAACACCAGAAGUAAUGAUGAACCUCGAAUUUCUCCUGAAGUUACCUUGACCACAACUGCUGAAACUUUACAAUGUUUGAGAACUUUAGCUAAAAGCUGUAAUACACAAGACAGUACAAAACACAAAAUACAGGAGGAAAUAAAUAAAAUGAAUGUUAAUAUUAAUUUAUGCAAGGAGCAUAAUUUACAACCAUUGGUACUCCCACAUAUCCUCAAAACAAUGAAAACUGCGAACAGUCUUUUAUCCAGGAGUAAUAAUGAAUCUGUGACAAAUUCAUUUCCAUCAAUUUCAUCAGAACCAUCAAAUAAGAAAUUGAAGAAGCAGAUGUCUUUCUUUUCUACCAAAAAGAAGAGUAAGAAAGUCAAAGUACAUAUCUCGAAACCCUCAGGAAAUGAAACAGUGACGAUCAGCAGUACCUUGGACAUCAAUAGCGAUCAUGAUUACCUUUAAAUUAUGGUUUUAAGUCAAUAUGCAUAUUUCGAAGCCCUCAAGAAGUGAAACAGUUACCAUCAAUAUUUAAAUUACGUUUUUCCUGAUCAAUUGUUUUUACAAAUGUUUAAUUGAAAGAAGUUGUG
This is a messenger RNA of Diabrotica balteata, 2519 nucleotides long. Lineage: Eukaryota; Metazoa; Arthropoda; Insecta; Coleoptera; Chrysomelidae. The record is from the annotation of a GenBank genome assembly.